ACGGCUUUCGAAUAGAUUUCGACCGUUGACAUGAGGAUCGUUGUCCCGAGCUGGUAGAUUGCUCGCUAACGCUAGCUAGCCACUAGCUGGCGUGUAGCAUGGCACUGUUAGUGUCCAGCUUUAGCCGUUAAGUUGAGCUGACAGGCUAAUAUUUACCAGCUGGCGACGUGCUGUAGCUGGGUUCGAAAGCAUUCUGGAAGGUAUCUAUGGGCCAAUGCUGCUGAGAGACCUCAAUUUAUUUGAUGACUGUGAACCCGAAGAAGUAGAGGACUGGUCCCCUGAAUCAAGCUGCUCCCAGUGUUCAUUCUGCAACCUUCUCCUAGACAAACUCAAUGAUCAAGUACCAGCAGCUUUGUCGCCUCUGUCCUCCCCCUCUGAUUACUCUCCCUGUCUGAUCUCUGAGAGCAGCCAAUCAGCUCACAGGUUUCUUCAAGCUGUAUUUCACAAAAAAGAUGUCUCCCUAGGCUGUGAUUCCAACAUCCCCCUGGUUGCCCAGGAACUGAUGAAGAAGAUGAUACAUCAGUUCGCCUUGGAGUAUGCGUCAAAGUGCCUACUCCACCCAAGUACAAAUGGUGUUAUGAGGACUCCAUCGCCUUUAUUAGAAACAGAAACCUCAGAUGCCCCUCUGGACCUCACAGUGUGUCGGUCUCAGGAGGAGAAAGAAAGUCAUCCUGAACUAGAUGGCGUGCUUGACCUGUCCAACAGAAACGCUGCAACCUCAUCAUCACUGUCUAAUCACAAUGGCACAGGUUCCUUGCUGCAGUCAGAAAACAUGGGUGAUCUGGGACAUCGAGGGACUAAGCGGCAUCAGACAUCUGUGUUGGAUGCUGUUCUCAGCUCACUCUGCCCAGCACAUUCUUCUUUAUUACACAAGAUACUGAAGAUGGCACAGCACGAAAAACGUCUGUCUUUCCUCAAUCACAAACCCGUAGGUCAAAUGGAAUCUUACUGCUCACGCUGUGGGGUAAACCCUCACGACAGUGUUAAUACUCUUGCAGUCCCAUUAAGUGAAUGUAAAUCUCACAACCAUAAACCAUGCUACCCUUUGACUGAUUGUGAUCAUCAAGGUCAUGGUAGCACAUUUUACCAUCCAGGAGACUCAAAGUCAAAUUGCAAUAUCCCUCAUUAUCCUUUAAAAGACUGUAAAAGCAAAUCUUCUGCGGGCUCAAGCUACUCCUGUGUGCAGAGAUGCAGGAUGGAAACCUACACCGCUCUAUGCCCCAAGAGGCUGCAUUGCGCUUCCUGUCUUGGUCAUAUCAGCAAAGUAGUGUGUCCGUUUGCAUCCACCCGCUCCUCUAUGUGCAGUCCCUCCUCAAUGGUCUGCUGUAAUCAACACAACUGUCACUUUUGUCCCUGUUACUCAAAGCAUAUGUGUCUGAUGCAGGUCAGGAACUCCCAAGAAAUCGGGUUUGGAGACCAGGAUCCUCCUUGUCCUGUGCUGAAGAUGGAACAAAGCCCCUCCCCUCCUCCUCUUUCCCCAGUGUCCUCAGACAUCAGUAAGAAAAUGGAUGAAAACCCACCCUUCCUGCUUCACCAUGGACAUGAGGUGGAAGCGGAACAAAUUGUUAGAAAUUAUUUUAUGAAUUCUAUUCAACAUAAAGCUGAUGGUGAUACAACUACAGAAGAGGGGCAGCAGUAUAUGACUACAAGUCAGGCUGAGCGAAACCAAAGCAGGACUUUACUGCAAGAUGUUUUGAAUCGUUUUAGUAAAACAAUCGACACCAUCAGACCUUUAGAUAAGGACCAAGAGCAGCCACAAUCUCCAAGUCAGAGCUUGCAGUGUCCUGGUGAUGCCCAUCUGACUGAAAUCAUCACCAAAGUGCUUCACAAGGGCAGUGCUAGCGACUACAAUCUCAGUGACCUUUUCAAUCAACAUGAUAGCAACGAGCCCAAGUCACCUAACACACGCUCACGUCGUCGCCAGGAGGUCCUGGCUGCUAUAGCAACACCUGUUGAUGAUGCUUCAAAUAGAAGGAAGGUCUUAAAAAUAAAGCGGGAGCUUGCUAUGCUUGACCACAACAGAGAAAGGAAUGUGCCACCAGUUAAGCGGUCAAGACUGAAAGAUGGAAAUGUUCUGACCGUGUCAGACUUGAACCCUAAUAAAGAGACUGAAAGAGAAAUGAAGGAAGAUGUUGAAUCUACAGAGAAUCAUAGAAUUAGAAAAAGACCACCGAAUGUUCUCUCUGCAGCCGGUGGUAGGGAUGAAGGAAAAGGUGAGUUGCGAACAGUAAUAACCACAGAGGAUGUUAAAAUUCUUGAAGCAGAGGGAAAACAAAUAGAAAAAACCAGCGAGGAGACAUAUUUUACUCUUUCAGCCACUAAAAUCCCUACCCUUGAGUUCCGGCGCAAUUACAGCAGAGGUGAAUGUCAGCAAGCACAGAUAAGUGCAUCCUCAGCAAAACUAUCUGGUGGGGAAAGUGAUAAAGGUGUUGAAGGUAGUGAUGAUGAAGGUGGCAAGAACCACAAACCAGCCCCAUUAGCUCAAAACCUGGGCAGAAAUAGUGAAGGUAAGGUUUGGCCUGAAAGGCAGAAGGAUCAGAUGAACCACUCUAAGGAUGAGAGGAGAUCUAAGAGGAACAUAGUACCUCCACAGCGGUUUUCCUCCUAUGUCACAGAGCCCAGGAUGUUCUUUGUUGCACGGUUCGAUGACGGCAUCUUGAACAGAAGAAGCAUUUUGCCAUCUAGUCCACUAGAUGACUCAUCUAAAGGCCCAUGUGCUAGAGUCCCUCAGCUUGAAUCAAGACACGAAACCCCUUUGUCUCCACCUGAGCACACUGAGAGUCUUGCCUUAGAAGCACCACAACGAAAACAAUGUAGACCUUCACACACCAAGUCAAAAGGUCAUAUUGCACAAAGUGUAGCUACCAGAGGGAGGGGUCAUGCAGCACAACAGGCAAGCUCAGACACGCCCCCAAACCCCUUGGAUGUGAACGUCGGCGAUUCAUCUGCUACCUGCGCUGAGGGUCCUGCCAGCCCCCCAACUGAUUACACUAGUCCAAUUAAGCUCAUGUUUGUGUCACCAGUAGAAGACAAGAAAGGGGUCCGAUAUAGUCUCAAAUCAGCCGCCUCUGGUUCUAGUGCACAAGCAGAGGAACACUUUGACCCAUGUGAAGUGUCAUCAUGGUCAGGGUCACCUGAGAAACACAAAAACCACAGCACAGAAUCUGGUACUUCACUAGUAAAAACAACCCCUUCACCAUCAAAGUCAGCUUCCUCACCUACAGGAUCUGCUAGUUUGCCGACCAAGUCGGCUUCGCCACCCAGCAGGUCUGUCUCUUCACCAGGAAAGUAUUUCCCCUCCAAACCUAAGUCGCCUUCCUCGCCAGCAAACUCAAGUUCCCCACGUAGCAAGUCUAUGUCUUCACCAGCCAAGUCAUCCACAUCCAAAUCAUCACCGUCGUCACCGGCCAAAUCCACAUCCUCAGCGUCUCCUUCCCCUAAACCUAAAUCACCCAAAUCUGCUUCCUCAUCGCCUAAAAUAGGUUCCAGAAGAAACGGUGAAACCACUCCAACUAAGCGCGUAGCUGGACCUGACAGUCAGAGGUCCCCAUGUGACUUACCAGCUUUUCAUGAAACAACUCCUCCAAAAAGGCGUCCGGGGCGCCCAAAGAAGCUGGGACCACAGCUGGAGCAGAAAGUCAAAAGGCCAAUUGGUCGACCACGCAAACAGAAGGCUGUGGAUUCAGUAAUUGGGUCGAAGACUGUCGAACCUGUUGUGGCAUCUGAUAUUGAAGAAAAUGUAAACAAGAAUCUCAAAAUCACAGUCGUGUACGGCCGUUCAAGGAGACACAAGCGAAUGGUGUCUGAGUGCUUUGACAAACUCCAGACAGACUUUCACGAUGCCUGGCAAGCGGCGGCGCUUAAAAGUGACUUGAGAAUUUCAAUGUGCAGCUCUACAAAAAACCCGGGAGGUACGGAAGCGACUUCAACCGAGGAGUUGACGUUUGUCAGCCCUGUUAAAGAAUGUGCCACUCAGUCUAGUAGCAACAUCAAGUGCCAUAAAGGGGAUAAUGGUGUGCCCUCAAGAAAACCAGGCAGGCCUGCAAAGGUUAAAAUCUCUGGAAUCUCUGUCACAGUAACUGCAGUUUCACCGCGGCAGCGCAAGAUUCAGAUCAACAGGGAUAAUCUACAAUCUCUCGAAACGCCUUUUCAGAAGAAAAAAUCCAGGCCUGAACUAAAACCUGCCAAAUCCUCUGGCGCAAGCAUCGCUCCCCCAAUAAGCAAAAUCUGUGAAAGUGAGAAAGGAGUAAAAGCACAGGACGACAGUAUCAGUCAAGUUUCCAAUCAAGCCGUGCGUCACUCAAUGAGAGUAAGAAAACCAUCCAUUCAUUUUCUGCAUGCUCUGGCUACGUCCACCUCCAGAUCGUACAGCCACAGUAAUGCUCUGCUGCGCCGCUCCAAACAGCUCCUGCUGAACAAGGCCAGCAAUGAACGGAAAAAGGAGGAGCAACAGAGUAGCCUGGAACCGUCAUGGGGGAGAGAGCAACUCUGUGGCCACGGGAAGACGAACGUCCCCCAAGACCUGAGCAGAGUGGCAGGCGUCUCGAUCGACUCGAUCUUCAACCCGAAAGAAACGCUAAGGUGGUGGCCCCCGGCGGCUGAGGAGCAGUCAAUGAACCAAGAGCUCGCCAGGCGAAUCCGACUCAUCUCCGAUACCUGGGUCUCGGACACGGUUGAAAACCAAGAAAGAGAAAUGACCUUUGAUUCUACUUUGGACGAUGUAAGCGAUGGUUCAUUCGUCAAAACCGAACGUUCCUCUGUGGUUCGAGCGCUUUUCGACUGUUCCCCCAACAAGCCAAGGUCCUGUAGCAUGCAGCAGCUGUCCUCCUGGUUCAUGGAGACCACGGAGACGCAAUCUCUGGCUAUUGUCAAGAAGACGAGCUCCCGUAACCCUUUUGAACUCAUGCACUUUCCUCGCUCCGUCAAUAAAAAAAGCGUGUGCCACAGUCCUCAGGCUGAGCGACUACGCAGGCACAUUAAGAAGUUUGCCAAAACUGUGCCAAAAAGUCCUUCUCAACAUCAGAAGGCUCAGAGAAGGCUACAGAGGAACAGCCCACCACUGGCAGCACACAAGCAACAGGUGUUUGGUUGCCAGCUUGCAAAAGGCAACGCCAAACAUACAGUUCUGUGGUGGAGAAGAGGAACAUUUAGCAGAUACCAGGCCACUGUAGUCAGAGCCAAGACAAGGUUCUGCAACCAGAAAGAAAGGGAGAGGUUUCGAAACAAGCAGAGGAAUGAGAACCGCUUCAACGCUACAGGCCGUUCCAAUGGACCUGCAGGAAACGAGCUACAAUCGAAACAUGGAGCAUUACACAGAUCAGUAAAACGCAAUUUAUCAGAGUAUUUGGUGAUUGAUGCUGCUGACCAGAUACAGGGGCCUGUGGAUGUACCCAAAGAGCAGAACAUCUGCUCUAAAGCCUGGAGCCCCGAGACACUGAAGGAAUGUCGGGUGUUUCUGAGGAAGAUCAACUCUCCGGACAGUGAAUCGGCGGAGGAGGAGUGGGACUCGUGUACUGUGACAUUGGACGACGGGUCACCGCCUGCCUACCUGUUUGCAGGAGGGGCCAGGAAACUGGUGGGAGUUGUUAAAGCUGUGAAAACUGAAGAGAGGAAUAUGAAUAGUAGGACGGCCUCAAGGGAGCCGGUGGGGCCGGAGCCAAAGUCAGCCCAGGGGCAGAGCGAGCUGCCCGCGGGGAGGCAGAGAGGCAAAUAUAAAGGUCCUGGGGCUGUGGCCUCCGAACCACAACCAGCGAAAAUGUUGAGACAAUCGCGGGUGAGAGGUCUAACUGGGCCAAGAUGGUGCGACUUUGUGUUUGAGAACUAAAUGAAGCGCGAGGCCUCCUCCUUCCUGGGUAAAGGGACUGUGGUUUAAUGUGGUGCCUUUGGACAUGGAGCUGACCAUGUGGACUGACCGUCCCACUAUGGUUCAGUCUGACAUUCAGCAAUUAUGUAGCAGUCUAAUUUAACAAAAGCUUGAUGUUGCACUAUUUUUCUCCAUUGAUAUAUUUGUACAGAAUGUUUUCGUGCCCUAGUCUGUUUGAACAUGUUUAGUAGAUCAAAUCAGUACGUUGGAGAGUGUUUUAAUGGGUAAGUGCUUCUACAACCUGUCACGGUUGCUGUAUUAGAAGGAAAAACAAAGCCAGACUGCAUAAUAGACGGCGCCGGCCCCCCAAGACUCGCCUACUUACCUCAAGGUCGCUGCCUUCACAGAGUGUUUGGCAUAAAUUGUAAUUGAAAACCAGAAGCUUUUAAUACUUUGUUUUGACUCUACAUCUACAGGUCUAAAAUCACUUCACACUUACCAUUUUAUUUAUAGUCGUACUAACAUUCACAGAGUGUAUAAAAACCUUUUUCGUUUUAAAGUAUAUGCAGUAUAUGAUUUCAGUCUGGUAUGUUCCUUAGAAGCUACAGGUACUGUUGUUAUGUUCAAGCCGCCAUUAGCAUGUGCCCAAACCAAAUAUUUUGUCACUUCUUUUAAGGUUUUUAAGUACAACUUCACGUCUCAGCUCAGACACAAUUAGCCAAACAACAGGAAAACAAUAUUGGUGAUAAUUUGGAUCAUCUGGACACCAUGCAAUGCAGAGGUAUUUGUGAACUGAUGAAGAAAAUGGCAUUUUGCAGUUCCUGAUUUCUUUCUGUGAUCUGUUUAUUUUCUUUGUCGUCUUGUUUUCACACAAAGCAUAUACUGUACGUCUGUCACAUCUGCUCCUUGCACUAUUUCUUCAGAGAUUUAUUCAACACAGACCCCCCCCAUAUUUUGCACAUCCCAUAGUCCAUUACCAAGCCCUACUGUAAAACUAGAGAAUCUAUUUGGUGCAAUACAAACCCAGAUAAUUUAUCAGUGUGUAGUUAUUUUAUUGCUGACUGACAAAUGGAUGUAUGCACGUUCCCGUGGCCUGAGAAGUUGUUUCAGUUGUUUCCAUAGUCAUGUGACGUCUUUUUUUUUCUGUAAUGGACACCGCGAUACACAUAUUUUAAAAUUUCUAUCUGUUGUUUAGUAGGUGAGGCAGAAAUAGAACAGAUCCUUAAUAUUACGAAAGCAUUAAAUAGUUUUAUCAUAACAUUAGCAUUAUUUACUGUUGAAGCAGGUGGGACAUGUUAGCCUUCCUGUUUUUCUUGCAGCAAUAGACGCCUACCUCCACUGGUGCUCAGCUAGGCCUGCUGCUCUUUACCUUAUCAACCAUGGGACAAAUGAAGCCGGAAGGUUGAUCAGUAAACACUAAUCUUGAAUCUGUAUCAUGUUACAUCCAAGAUGUCUGGCUGUAGGUCAAAACUUAAUCCUGUAGUAUGUGUUGUGUGCCUGAAUAUUCUUGUGUGUCUGUCACUAUGGUUGCCCUUUCAACAGGAAAGUCAGGUGAUUUGUGAUUACUCUGCCCUCUGUUGAAAAACCUGGUGCUAAACAGCUGUUGUAUAUUUACUGUGUUUUUAUACUGUCAGAUGCAGCAAAGGUGUGUCUGUAAUUUGGAAAAUUAAAGAGUCCUUUGAAAUAA
This is a messenger RNA of Betta splendens (Siamese fighting fish), 7490 nucleotides long. It is a transcript of the gene lcorl, whose product is annotated as ligand dependent nuclear receptor corepressor-like. The transcript is spliced from 8 exons. Gene Ontology annotation, cellular component: nucleus. Bases 215 to 5824 code for a protein of 1869 amino acids. Gene Ontology annotation, biological process: regulation of transcription by RNA polymerase II. Lineage: Eukaryota; Metazoa; Chordata; Actinopteri; Anabantiformes; Osphronemidae. The record is from RefSeq and is a predicted model, not a curated record.